Molecule: messenger RNA, 1434 nt
Organism: Aspergillus wentii DTO 134E9
Lineage: Eukaryota; Fungi; Ascomycota; Eurotiomycetes; Eurotiales; Aspergillaceae
Product: nucleic acid/nucleotide deaminase domain-containing protein
Exons: 2
Coding region: 1-1434 (477 amino acids)
Source: RefSeq, a predicted model, not a curated record
AUGGCCGUCGAUGGCAGAACCCUACAGCAUGACUCGAAAACAAUUAAGAAAUUUUACGAGGUGGCGUGCUUGUUGCACAGCCUGAAUGUGGCAAGAGGUGACCGUAUCAAACAAAACCUUCCUACAGAGGAUGACGAAUAUAACCUGUCGAAAUGUAGGCGAGAGUUCGCCGACGCUUUGGCAUAUAUAUCUGUCAAAGAGAAGGGCGGAGACACGGUGACCGCAGUCGCACUUGGAAAAUCAGACGAGAAAGUCAAAAUUUGGAUCGCCAUGAACAAGGAAGUAACGGACAGGGAUCCUGUAUGGGCCUUUUUGGACAAAGUGCUCCAGGAACUCGACCGCAUUGCAGAUCAACAGAAUAAGUCACCCGACCGCAAGAAGCAGGAGGACAUUCUCCGAGACUAUAUCCUUAAAUUCAACAAGAAAAAGAUAUACAGUUACUACACGGGUGCCCUAUCCUUCUGGAACAAAAUCAGUUCUUCUGCCUCGGCACCUAGAGAUGAUGAUGAUUUCAUAGCCUUAAAGAGCUGGGUACAAGAAGCGUUUUAUAAAAAUGCAGUUAAGCUACGGGCAGAUGACAUGGCAGGCCUUGCCAAGAAAAGCCACAUUCUCCGUGAACGCAAUCAUGGAUUGGAUGUAUUGGGCGCCUUAGAGAGGUUAACAACCAAAAGUGACGCGCUAACCACGGCGUACGAGCGGCUACAUAAGCUGCUUUGUAAGCUUGGGAAGCAUAUCACUUUGUAUAGGAAAUUGGUCCGAGCAAGGAAAUCCCUGCGCAAUGAUUUCGCAGGAGGAUAUUCAAUAUCCCAAGUACCUCAUUCUCCUUCUCCUAAUGAGUCGGAAUCAUUCCAAUCCGAUCUGGCGAGCAUAGCAGGCAGUAUAUUCCCAGAUAACGACGGACAAAAUGCGCUUCUCAACCACGUUCACAGGUUUUAUGAUUCGGGAGACUUAUCGCAAGAACUGUCUCAGAACUGCAGUUCACCUCGUCUAGUACACGCAGAGAUCAAAUUAAUUGAUCAUUUUGAUCGAACUUCAUCGCGGUUUCUAGACGAGAAUGAUCCGUAUAUCGGAUGCAGCAAGCCUGCAUGCUACCUGUGCUUCAGCUAUAUACGCAACCAUCCUCGAGGAUAUGCUCUGCCCCCAUCACACCAAAAGCUUUAUUCAAGAUGGCGUCUUCCAGAUGUGCAGGUAAAUGACCCAGACUCUUGGAAACGAUUCGAAGACCAGAAAAGAUUCCUGGUUGACACAACGAAAACGCUCUAUGAGGAUCUACGAGCCGAGAUUCGAAUUCAAAUAGGGCCCUGGGGAGCGCAUGCAGAUUCGACCGCAGGGGCAAGCUCAAACGCAGCCAUACGUGUACCCAUGUCGAUGAAAAGUCUUCGAGAGAUCGGGCUACAUCGAGCGCGUCAGCUUUCAGGGAACAGUAUGUUAUAG